AAAGUCAAAUUGGUGAAAUCGUAUCACGCGCUUACCUGCUACCAAAACCAAAGCCCAACGUCAAUCCUGAUCUUGAGAAGGUCGAGCGCGAGACAGAAGCUCCCUUGGGUUUUGAAUUGUUUGUGAUUGUUUUUUGGAUUAAUCCGACGAUUACUAAAACCUGAUCAAGAAAUGUUCAAGUCCUUCUGGGGCUCUCAAGAGGAACAGGCUCAGCCACAUCCCCAGGAAAUUCCUACAGAAUCGUGGUAUCCUCCAUCUGUUAUUAGCUCGCCAAGCUUGUCUCGCCCCUCAAUGUCUGGUAGCAGUGCAUCUAGCGGCUUUAGUCUGCAAAGUCGUGCAGAUAGGCCACAUGCUUUAUCUCAAGUUUCACCUGCAGAAGCUGCGGGCAUUAUUGCUCUGUUGAAAGACAAGAGUGUUGAUGAGUUACGGAAGCUUUUGUCCGACAAGGAUGCAUAUCGUAAUCUUUUUCUUUCUCUUGACCUUGUGAAAACUCAGAACAAGCUGAGAGAUGAACUUCGGAAUGGAACUCUUCAGUUAACGAGGGAAAAUUUGGAAAAGGAACCACAGAUGAUGGAACUAAGGAAUCAGAAUUAUUAGGACUACAGAAU
This is a messenger RNA of Ilex paraguariensis (yerba mate), 608 nucleotides long. The record is from the annotation of a GenBank genome assembly. NCBI's taxonomy places the organism in Eukaryota, Viridiplantae, Streptophyta, Magnoliopsida, Aquifoliales, Aquifoliaceae.